CCGCACACCGCCCACAGCUCGCCGCGGCUACGCUCGCAUGAGGCGACUGAGGCAUCACUGUGCCGCAACAACUUGUUCCCCAAUGCAGUCAAGAAGCAGUCGCGGUGCCUUUCUAUGCUGCUCCAGCAAGGACCUCACGGCGGUAUUCGGCGGCGCGGUGGUCGGGCGAUCGAGCUGCUUAACCCUGCGUUUAUCGACAUGAUGGAUAUACAGCCAGUUGACACGGAGACAACAGCGAUGCUGAACAAAUCAAACAUCCGGCGACGCAGCUUCUCACUACCACCACACGAGCACACUGCCGACUGGUAUGCGGCGAUCGCCAAUAUUGUUGCGUCUCAGGGCUUGGCUUCACAGACACCAGUGGAAACUAAAAAUGGCACAGCGGAUGAGUCGACUGGUCCUGGAAUGUGGUGGCCACUUAAUGACGACAAUUGUUCUGACGAGAUCGUCUAUGAUGUGCACUUUUCCGCAGACUUGGCCGAUUCAGCUGCACUCCACGAUAUCAGCCGGACUGCCCACACAGCACCACCGACACGAGCCGACUCACCAAGCAGCCUUGCUCCUCCAGCUCCCUUGCUAGCUGAGUCUCAACAGCAGCAGGAUAGGCGGAGGGGAUCUGUGUCAUCUCACAUGCGGACUACUAACGGACAUGCUGCCCCCUCUCUUCUAAAGACACAGUCAUCAAUGUCCACACUGGCCAGGGGCACAGCUACGCUCACCCGCAGUGUCUCGGACAUGUCGGCCGAUCAGUCCGGAUCUGCAGCCAACAGUAAGCAGCAGCCUGCGUCCAGCGGAUCGCAGCUCAUUGAAAUGACGAUGAAAACCGAGUCAGGCACAAUCACUCGCUGCAUAAAGUCGAUGUCGCUUCGGCUGCUCGUUAACCGUCUUGCAUCACCCGAGGGCAACGUUGAUUCGGACCUGCUGACAGACUUCCUGAACUCCUACCGCUUCUUCGCUCACCCUAUCGACGUGAUGCGGCUGCUGAUUGUCCGCUACCUGAACUGCUUUGCGCCUUGCAGCAGCCAGUAUGGCGACGGCAGUGAUGACGACGGUGAUGACAGCAGUUUUGAGGAGGAUGGCUGCAGGUUCCUAACCAUCAACGGCUGGAAGACGCGCAUGCCGCAGGAGGCUGAUUCGGUGCGUGACAGCAAGCCUUCGUCUCCCUCAACGUCCUGCUCGCGAGAACUCCCCCCUCUGGCACGCAAGGACGGUGCAAUCGUGCAGCUGCGCGUGAUGAACAUCAUCAAGAACUGGAUAAAGUUCCAUCCCCACGACUUCCGUCUCCACCAUCGUCUCACACGCCUGCUGUUGCUGUUCCUCUCCCACAUCCAGAAGCAGCCUGGUCGCGCCGACUUUGUCAACAGCAUCCGGCACAAGCUGUCGUCAGGCAAGCUUUUGGCUGUCGAGAACCCGCCGUUCAUGGUCAGUACCCCAGCACAGUUUGCCACUCCAGGCUCUGCCUUCACCUCGCAAACAACUAGCGAGCGCAACUCUGAGGUCAACGGCACUCUUGCCGAGGGCACCCGAUCUGCACUUGAUCUGUCGAUGCAGUGCAGCAGCCGGACCAGCCAGCCACCUAUUUCUGCAAACAUGGUUUCUACCUACAGCCGCAACGAUGCUGGCGAUUUCCCGAGCACUCUUAAUGUUGGCAUGGGCCAUCUGCGCAAGAUGUCGUCGGUUGCUAGUCUGAAAAGCAUCACUCUGCAUGCUUCUGCCUCACAACAGCAGCAGCUGCCGACGCUUGGCACAAGCACCACCGCUACUGACAAUGGUGCCGGUACAAAGGGCGGCCGUCAUAACAAGAAAGGGUCAACGUCGUACUUUAUGUCGCUGUUCCAUCAUCGCAGCAACAAGUCCACUGCCAGCUCUCUAGACACCAGCAGUAGCUCAAAUAGCGGGCGGGCAUUCAAUGCUGCGCCAAACCGCACUUCUACGCGCACCGAGCAUCCCAGCCUGCGUAUUCCGAAUGGAGACAUGUACGCCAACGACUUUGGGUCUCUGGUCAUUGAGGCGCUGGCCAACUCUGGGAUCCCGACGCCGCAAACGCCUGUGGGUCGCACGCUUCUAAACUAUUCAAUCGCCAACCGCAACCCGUACCGCAUCAACCUGCAUGACCUGUUCAUGCGCGUCAGUGCCACCGAGUUCUCGCUCAAGGGUCGUGUCGGGAACCUCGAAACCAUUCUGCACACUAUGCAAGGCUCCACUCCCAAUACGGCACGCAGCUCGGUGUCGACUGAGGGAUCCGGCCCGCACCAAUCUGGCAGCAUAUCCGGCCCGGUCAACCCGGUACCGAACCUGACUGCAACCAUGUCGUGGUUCAACCAGGCGACAUACUGGGCCGUGCUUACUGUGCUGUCAGAGCCUACUACCGCAGCCCGCGCUCUGAUCGUCAAGCAGCUGAUCCACAUUGCCUUUCACUGCCUGGCCCGGCGCAACUACUACGGCGCAUUUGAGAUUGCCAUUGCGCUCGACAACUCGGCUGUGCGCCGUCUUCAUGAGACGUGGGCACUGGUCCCGCCGCUGAUGAAGGAUAUUGUCGCCAAAAUCCUCGAGAUUGUGCAGCCGCGCAUGAACUUCCGCACCUACCGUGAGUCGGUCCGUGCUGCUCUGAGCGGGUCUUCUGGUCCCGACGAGGACGUUUUUGAUGCAGUUUCCGAGCAGAUCAAGGGUCUGCGCUCCAAGGACAUGGCAGCUAGUAUACCGUCGCACAUUGUCACUGCCAGCGGAAUCUCGUCGGCCGUCGUGGGCACGCCCAAUGUGUCGGGCAGCAGCUCGCCCAGCAACAGCGACGAGGGCAAGCAGGGCGCGCGCAAAAAGUCAAGCGCCCAGCCAAACUCUGCGACGACGGCCAAGGACGGAACUGCGCUGCUUACUGAGCAGGACUGCGCCUGCAUCAUGUAUGCAAUUGGCAUCCGCUCCGCUUCAUUUGCGUUCACCGAUCCCAGCGCUACUGGUGGCUACGGUGGUGGUGUGACACCAACUACCCACACAUCGGUGCCGGUUACGGGCACCCAUGCGUCAACUGGAAGCGGCAGCGGUGCCGGUCUUUACAAGGGUACCGCCAACAGCUCGUCAACCAACCUUGCUGAUCUUGGUGGCGAUCUGCGGUCGCGCCGUGCGCGCACAAGGCUGGGUGCCGGUUCCAAGCAGAGCCGCCCCACUACCAACACCACCCCGCUCCCGGUAGUUCCGUUCGUCGCUGUGCACAUGACCGACCUGCUCCACGCCGAUGAGGCCAAUGCCACGUACUCUGACGAUCACCCGCAGAUUGUGCGCUCACGUAAUGGCGUUGCCCAUGGGCAGUCCACGGGCUCGACGUCGAACCGGCGCAACCUGCGGUGCGAUUCGGCCGCCGUGUCUCACGUCAACAAUGCGCAGCCGUUGGUCAACAUGCAAAAGUUCCGCAUGAUUACUGCAAUGCUUCGCGAGCUCUGCGUUGCCCAGCGCACAAAGUACCCGUAUGUGUCGGAUGUUUCCCUGCAGCAGCAGAUCCACAGCGCAGUGCGCAGCAUCAAGGCACAGACUAACGACAUCUUUGGUGUGGUCCAGGAUGUGGUCGCGGCCGAGGAGUCGGGUCGUUUUGGUGCCGCCCUGUCGUCCCCGUUCCACCGCACCCGCACGGGAUCGUCUGCCUCGCGUGUGAACACACCAAGCGAGUUCAAUAGCAACUCGUUCGGGUAUCCCCUGUACCAGAUGGCGGCGAUGCAGUUCCAGAAUGGCUUCGAAGCCGUCGAGGGCUCGAUGGCCUGGGACUGCGCUGAUCUGAAGGACAACCAGGAGCUGGAGCAGCGGCUUUAUGAUCUGAGCAAAUGGGUCGAGUCGUCUACUCACCAAAGAUAAUUCCUCGUCACGUCACUCUUUACUCCUCCCACGCACAGCCCUGUUUCUUCUACUUUUGUGUUUCUAACAUCCACACGCGCACGUGGCACUUCCACCUCUCCCCCUACUGCUCUUCGACACCUUUACUUUUGUACCAUUUUUCUUUG
This is a messenger RNA of Linderina pennispora, 3986 nucleotides long. RefSeq names its product ras GEF. Gene Ontology annotation, biological process: positive regulation of GTPase activity; Ras protein signal transduction. Gene Ontology annotation, cellular component: plasma membrane. Bases 115 to 3840 code for a protein of 1241 amino acids. The transcript is spliced from 8 exons. The record is from RefSeq and is a predicted model, not a curated record. Gene Ontology annotation, molecular function: guanyl-nucleotide exchange factor activity. Lineage: Eukaryota; Fungi; Kickxellomycota; Kickxellomycetes; Kickxellales; Kickxellaceae.